Nothobranchius furzeri (turquoise killifish) is the source of this 4290-nucleotide messenger RNA. RefSeq names its product N-deacetylase/N-sulfotransferase (heparan glucosaminyl) 3 (gene ndst3). Gene Ontology annotation, cellular component: Golgi apparatus. Gene Ontology annotation, molecular function: heparan sulfate N-sulfotransferase activity; deacetylase activity. The record is from RefSeq and is a predicted model, not a curated record. Lineage: Eukaryota; Metazoa; Chordata; Actinopteri; Cyprinodontiformes; Nothobranchiidae.
CCUCCUCCUCUUCCUCUGCUCCCUCCGUCGCCUCCGCGUGUAUAGGAGCUCAAACCACCGCGUUUACGCGCGGCCGCGGCCAGUCGUUAGCGGGCAGCCAGCUCCAUCCGCGGCCGGAAGGCUGCUGCUUAGACCCGAACCCGCCGACAUCCACAAACAAGUGGCAGGAGAAGGGGAUAGCUGGAGGAGAGAGAGACUCGGAGAAAGGAGAGACCAAAGAGGAGGAGAAAGGAUAAUUCGAGUGGUCGCCCCUGGAGCAGCGGAAGGGGGGGAGAGGAGAUGGCACAGCGCCUCAGCAUCCCAAACACACGGGAGUGGUGCGCCACCGACACCGGAGCUCCGGACUCAGCAGCAGCAUCACCGCCUCCCAGCAGCCUCUCAGCCCAGGUUGGAGAUAUUAAUCACCGGUUGCUCCGUCUUUACUCGUGAGGACGUGAGCUAAAGCACCUCUACCGUGUUUCUCCAACCAAGACCCAUCUUCCCUGACAUCCUGCUAAGUUCCCCUAUUCACCUGCCAUGGUGACAUGACGUACCCCUAAGCGGCUUUGCUCCUGUCUCGUAGACAAUCUCCAGAGUUAUUUUUUAUCCACCAAUCACUUGCACGCCCUCUCUUGACUCCUCUUGAAAAGAAAGGACGCGAUUCCUCUGACGAACCACAGCUCCACGAUUCGCAAUGACAGUAGCUGUGCGAUUUCGUCGCCACUUACGUAGACUCCUGCUCUUACUAGCCUCCUGUUGCCUCCUGUCUCUUCUCCUCUCUGCCUACUUUCUGUUCACCAACUCCUCCCCUUCCAUGCAUCUUGGACAAUCUGCCGAGCCCGCCUGCUCCCAGCCGCUCUCCAUAUCGCCGUACCGUCAGCUCCCGAACCCGUACCCUCCAAACCCCCCCCACACGCAUGUUCAUACCGACCCUGUCGUGCUGGUGCUGGUGGAGUCCCAGUACUCCCAGCUCGGUCAGGACAUUGUGGCUAUAUUAGAGUCAGCCCAUUUCCAAUUCCGCAUGGAGAUUGCCUCAGGAAAGGGCGACCUUCCACCGCUGACAGAAAAAGGCCGAGGGCGAUAUUCACUCAUCAUUUAUGAGAACCUAUUAAAGUAUGCACAUGCAGAUACAUGGAACAGACAGCUGUUGCAUCAAUAUUGCACAGAGUACAGAGUCGGCAUCAUUGGCUUCUACCGCUCAACUGAGAAUUCCCCAUCAGUCCUCAAACUCCGAGGCCUACCGCUGGUGCUCCGGACCAACCAGGUGCUCUGGGACUGUUGUGUGGUGUCCAGUUCACCGCUCCUUCACUUGACCAAACCUGGCACAGACCGAGGGGCCUUACCUGGGGAGGACUGGACUUCAUUCUCCUCCAAUCAUUCCACAUACCAGGCUGUGCUGCACGCACGGGCUAAAGAGGGAUCAGGAGCAGGGAGCGGAGAUAAUGCCGGACCGGGUUUCAGCCUAGGCCUCCAAGCCACGGUGGUACAGGACAUGGGGCUUUAUGAUGGGGUGAGACGAGUCCUCUUUGGCCAGGGACUGGGCUACUGGCUCCACAGACUCAUCCUGGUGGAUGCUAUUUCCUACCUCACGGACAGGAAGCUUACUCUGGGUCUGGACCGGCACAUCCUGGUGGAUAUAGACGAUAUUUUCGUCGGUAAAGAGGGCACGCGUAUGAACACCAAGGAUGUGAAGGCUCUCCUUGAUACCCAAAAGCAGCUGCGUUCGUUCAUCUCCAACUUCACCUUCAACCUGGGCUUUUCUGGAAAGUUCUACCACACAGGCACGGCGGAGGAGGACGAAGGAGAUGAUCUACUCCUGAAGUAUGUAGAUGAGUUCUGGUGGUUCCCCCACAUGUGGAGCCACAUGCAGCCUCACCUCUUCCACAACGAGUCCUCGCUGCUGGAGCAGAUGGUCCUCAACAAGGAGUUUGCUCUGGAGCACAACAUCCCCGUGGACAUGGGCUACGCCGUGGCCCCUCACCACUCCGGCGUCUACCCUGUGCACCUGCAGCUCUAUGAGGCGUGGAGGCGCGUUUGGAACAUCCGGGUUACCAGCACUGAAGAGUACCCCCACCUCAAACCUGCCCGCUACCGCAAAGGCUUCAUCCACAACAACAUCAUGGUGCUGCCUCGUCAGACAUGUGGCUUGUUUACUCACACCAUCUACUAUAAGGAAUACCCUGGAGGACCUAAGGAACUGGACAAAAGCAUCCGUGGGGGAGAGCUGUUCCUCACUGUGCUGCUCAACCCAAUAAGUAUAUUCAUGACCCACCUGUCAAACUACGGAAACGAUCGACUGGGUCUGUACACUUUUGUCCACCUGGUUUCCUUCCUUCGCUCAUGGACGAACCUGAGACUCCACACCCUCCCACCCCUCCAGCUCGCACACAAGUACUUCCAGCUUUUUCCGGAACAAAGGAACCCGCUCUGGCAGAACCCAUGUGAUGACAAACGGCAUAAAGACAUCUGGUCUAAAGAGAAAACCUGUGACAGGUUACCUAAAUUCCUGGUUGUGGGGCCACAGAAAACAGGAACGACAGCACUUUAUCUCUUCCUGCUCAUGCAUCCUUCAGUAUCCAGUAACUUUCCCAGUCCAAAGACAUUUGAGGAGGUCCAGUUCUUCAACACGAACAACUACCACAAAGGAAUUGACUGGUACAUGGACUUUUUUCCCGUACCCUCUAAUGUCAGCACAGACUUCAUGUUUGAGAAGAGCGCUAACUAUUUUCCCUCGGAGGAGACCCCAAGGCGAGCUGCCUCCCUGCUGCCCAAAGCCAAGAUCAUCACCCUGCUCAUCAACCCAUCUGACAGGGCCUACAGCUGGUAUCAGCAUCAAAGAGCUCACGAGGACCACGCGGCCCUGCAGUUCACCUUCUAUGAUGUCAUCAGUGCAGGAAGGGGAGCACCUGCAGAGCUGCGCUCGCUGCAGAGUCGCUGUCUCAUCCCUGGUCUGUAUGCUGCACACCUAGAACGGUGGCUGGCAUACUACCCCCCCAACCAGGUGAUGAUCAUAGACGGCCAUCAGCUCCGAGCCGACCCUGCAGCAGUGAUGGAUGAAGUCCAGAAGUUCCUUGGAGUCACUCCUCACCUCAACUACUCCCAGGCUCUCACCUUUGACCCUCAAAAGGGCUUCUGGUGCCAGGUCCUCGAGGGAGGAAGAACAAAAUGUUUGGGAAAAAGCAAAGGAAGGAAGUACCCUCCUAUGGAGCCAGAGGCUCGAGCAUACCUCUCCAAGCAUUACAGAGAACACAAUGUGGAGCUGUCAAAGCUGCUGCAUCGACUCGGACAGCCCCUUCCCUCGUGGUUAAGAGAAGAGCUGCAGAAGGUUAGAUAACCUUUCAGUCCAUGAACCAGGGGUAAAGGUCAAGAUAUCAGUCAGUGAGGAGCAACCAGGAGCGCCUGACCUUCAGAUGCACUGUCUGUUGCCUUUUAGCGCCCCCUGGGGUGGAAACAAAGACUGACAGAUGACCUUGUUUCAUCCGUGAUGCUGCUGAACAGAAGAAGUCAUGAUCAAGCAAAGAUACUUUCUUUGAGCUGGGAUAGAUGGAUGACUUGAACAGCUCUGAAGACAAGGAACCUAAAGGAAGCUUACCAUUAAACUACUGAGGAGUAAAACUGGUGAAUGGCGGAGAGUUGGCACAUCUUUGUUUCCCAAUCCCGUUCUGAACCGACUCUCACACAUCUGCAGUGAUUUAGAUUGUUCCUUUUGUUUUUCGUUGUCUCCUUUAACUUAUGUUGCCAGAGCAGCGCUGGUCAGCUGUGCAUGGCUCAUAUGAAAACAACUUUGCACUAAGUUCUGUUAAAUGUAUCUCCAAGAAGAAGAAAAAUACAUAUCUGACCUUUCUGUGGUUUGAUUUUAUCACUUUUUUUAUUCCAUCAAAGUCACAAAGAGUAAGAAUGGGGUAAUAAGUGCAUAGACUCAGGGUGGUAAAAGGCUGUUACUGUUCAUUAUAGAUUCCUUUUCUUUAUGUUGAUUUUUUUUAACGGAAACUAGUUUCUAAUAGAUCCUGUAACCUUGCUCACCCUCAAGUACGUCACCUGACAAUUAGGGUGAAAGGUUUGAACUGGAGAUUUGCUAAACAGAAGCUAAAAGCAUGUCCUCAACUCAGUAUUUUCCCAGAAGUAAUGCUUCUUCCAUUCAUUUAUUGGAUGGCAAUCUCAUUUUGAUAGAGUUGAAUAACAAUGUCUAAAUUCAUUCUCAGCCUCUUGAAAAGUAGUGGCCUGUGUUUGUUUAGCUUCAAUUUGAAUGCAAGCAUCCCUAAAUGUCACACACACGAACCAAAAUUAAAAAAAUGAAUAUGACUGUCAACA